Messenger RNA from Cervus elaphus (red deer), 2753 nucleotides. RefSeq names its product ZXD family zinc finger C (gene ZXDC). The record is from RefSeq and is a predicted model, not a curated record. Gene Ontology annotation, cellular component: nucleus. Gene Ontology annotation, biological process: regulation of transcription by RNA polymerase II. The transcript has 11 exons. Lineage: Eukaryota; Metazoa; Chordata; Mammalia; Artiodactyla; Cervidae. Gene Ontology annotation, molecular function: transcription coregulator activity. The coding region runs from base 37 to 2703 and encodes 888 amino acids.
GUCACGCGCCCGGCGGGCCCUGGGCGACUCCCGCGCAUGCGCGCCUGGGGCGCUCCGCCGCGCGCUUGGGCGCUGACCAGCCGGCAUCGCGCACGGCGUCGCGCACGGCGUCGCGCUCGGCGGCCAGUCUGCGUCGCGCUCGGCGGGCGUGCGUGCGGGGCGGCGCUUCCGGCGAGGCAGUGGCUGGACGCGCCGCGGCCCAAAAUGGACGCGCCGGCGUUGCUUGCUGCCGCGGCCCCGGACGCGCUCAGGCCCCAACUCGGCGGUGGCCCCGCCCGGCCCCGCAGAGCCCCGGGCCCCGCGCGCCGCCGCCUGCUGCUGCUGAGGGAGCCAGAGAGCGGCGCGCGGGACCCGAGCUGCGCGGAGGCCGGGCCGCCGGCCGUCGCCGGCGGCGACUCUCUCGUGGUGCUGCUGGACGUGGCGCGCGGCGCUGCCGCGGCCCCGGGGCGGCAGGAGCUGGAGCCCGAGCCCCGAGCCGCCUCGAACCCGGCCGGCCGCGCCGCGCAGGCCCCCGGCACCGCGCCCCUCGGGGGCCCCGGGUCCGCCGGCCCCCAGGACCUGCUGGUGCGCCUGGAGCGCGGCGUCCUUGCGCUGGCCGCGCCGUCUCGGGGCCCGCCGCCCGGCCGAGAGGCCGGCAGCCCGGCCGAGGCCCGCCGCGCGCCCGCACGCCCCGGCUACCGAUGCCCCGAGCCGCAGUGCGCGCUCGCCUUCGCCAAGAAGCACCAGCUCCAGGUGCACCUGCUCACGCACGGCAGCGGCCAGGGCCGGCGGCCCUUCAAGUGCCCGCUGGACGGCUGCGGCUGGGCCUUCACCACGUCCUACAAGCUCAAGCGGCACCUGCAGUCGCACGACAAGCUGCGGCCGUUCGGUUGCCCGGUGGGCGGCUGCGGCAAGAAGUUCACCACCGUGUACAACCUCAAGGCGCACAUGAGGGCGCACGAGCAGGAGAGCCUGUUCAAGUGCGAGGUGUGUGCCGAGCGCUUCCCCACGCACGCCAAGCUCAGCUCUCACCAGCGCAGCCACUUCGAGCCCGAGAGGCCCUACAAGUGCGACUUUCCCGGCUGUGAGAAGACAUUUAUCACCGUGAGUGCUCUGUUUUCCCACAACCGGGCCCACUUCCGGGAACAAGAACUCUUUUCCUGCUCCUUUCCUGGAUGCAGCAAACAGUACGACAAAGCCUGUCGCCUGAAGAUCCACCUGAGAAGCCACACAGGUGAAAGACCUUUUAUCUGUGACUCUGACAGUUGUGGCUGGACCUUCACCAGCAUGUCUAAGCUCUUGAGGCACAAGAGGAAGCAUGAUGACGACCGCCGGUUCCCCUGCCCUGUCGAGGGCUGCGGCAAGUCGUUCACCCGGGCCGAGCACCUGAAGGGCCACAGCGUCACCCACCUGGGCACCAAGCCCUUCGCCUGUCCCGUGGAAGGGUGCCGUGCCAGGUUCUCGGCGAGGAGCAGCCUCUACAUCCACUCCAAGAAGCACCUGCAGGAUGUGGCUGCCCCGAAGAGCAGGUGUCCGGUGUCCAGCUGUGACCGGCUCUUCGCCUCCAAGCACAGCAUGAAGGCCCACGUGCUCAGGCAGCACCGCCGGCACCCAGAUCUUUUCCCUCCGCUGGGGGCUCCGAGCACGCUGAUGCCCAGCAGUGACCCCGGCAGCCCCGGGCAGGGCGAGUUCAGCCACGUGGACCUGGCGGUCCUCUUCUCCGACCCGCCAGCUGACGGCAGUGCUGCCCCCGGGGCCCCUGACGAGGCGCUGGGCGCUGGGAUCCUGACCAUUGAUGUGACUUCUGUGGGCGCCUCUCUUGGAGGGGACCUCCCUGCCGGUCAGGCUUCCUUCGGGCCGAUGGACCCGCUGGUCUUGGUGGCCCACGGUGACAUCCCACCUGGCCCGGACAGCCCCCUUGUCCUCGGGACGGCAGCUGUGGGUUUCCAGCAGGGCAGCCUCGCCACGGACGACAUGCCGGCCAUGGGCUCAGGGGCCCUGGGCUGUCUGGUGGCUAUGCCUGUGAAGAACUUGGGUCAGGACCCCCAGGCUCUGACCCCAAGCGGCCCCCAGGGAGCCAACAGUGUUCCGGAGCCGCUGGUGCCCAUCAAGGUGGAGCCAGACUCGCCCCCCAGCGCCCAGCCUGGCUGGCAGCAGGAGCCAGGCGAAGGGGCGUCGCGGCCUGCGGAGUCCAGCCCCUUGGAGCAGAGCGGUCCUCGGAGAGAUACUAGGCUUGCGGCGGGGACCGGCGGCUUCUACCUGCUGUGUGCCUGGGGCUGGCCUGGCGUCUGGGAGCCCGGAAGGCGCGCGGAGAGGGGGCCGCAGGAAGGUGGAGGCUCAGCGAGAACUGAUUCCCAGUUCGUUCAGCGAGCUCAGGAGAAGAAGCAGAGACGCCCCGGGAGCCACGCUGGAGCCGCCGGGGCCUCUGCACCAAGCCCAGGGGAAGGCGAUGGCUGUGCCGGCCCGGGAGCCUGGCUCUGGGGCAGCCUCACCGUGCCUGGCGCCCUGCCCUGCGUCCAGGUGCAGCUGCUGCAGGAUGAACCCUCAGGGGAUGGGGUCUUGCCCCUGGCGCUCAGCCCACAGCCUCCCGCCUUCCACCCCCUGCUUGCUGUCGACCUGCCCGUCUACGUCCUCCAGGAGGUGCUGCCUGUGGGCGGAGGCGCCGCGGGGCCCAAGGAGGCGCCAUGCUCGGGAGGCGUGGCUGGUCUGCAGGCCCAGCCGUGACCCACCCGGCCGGGCCGGGGGUGCUGCUGGGCGGCCAGGCCCGUUCUUCA